GGUCUAUAUAUCGUUAUGAUUCAUAUUUUUCCGUUUUUUCUUCCUUUGCCCCGAUAAUCAUGCAAUUGUGAAACUAAGCAUUUUGCAUACUACUAAAUGACGAUAAGGAAAAUUUAUCUGUUAAUUUCAUUUGCAUGAACGAGUCAUAGUCGCGACGAGCAUAUAUACAGUUUAAUAGACGGUCUCCCUACUAUGAUAUAAAAUAGCGAGGCUUGACAAUGCAAUGACAGUUGAUGCUGAAUGCGAUACACGAGCGCACGUUAAAUAAGCAAAGAAGUGUACGUGUGUGCUUUCAUAUCGAAAAUAGUCGAGAUCGUUGAGCAGCUGUACCGUGUAACGAUAAGCCUGACCUCUGACCUAUACAAUAUUCAAGGUGUGAAUCCAGUUUACGCAAGGAAAGUCUCAAGAAAAUUCCAGUUUCUUCAAGACGUUUCGACAAAUACAUAAUGACGAAAACACCAAUAUCGAAUAAUACGCUGCCGAUUCAAGAUCUGGAGGUAUUGCUAAGACAAGCUUAUGGCCCCAACUUUCAAAUAAAAAACAUAAAGUGGAAUCCACUAACCGAUCCGGGAGAAAACUUUGGCAGCGUGAUAUUAGGCCUUGAUAUCGAUGCUGAGCAGAACGAUAAAAAAAGAAACUUGAACGUGGUUGUCAAGCUGCCGCCAAAAUCAGCGUAUUUAUUGGAUUUGUUCGACAGUCCGUUAACCUUUAAGAAGGAAUUAGCUUUUUACAGUGCUGUGGCACCGGAGUUUCUGAAAUUACAGAAUGAAAGCGGGAUAUCUCGGGAAGAACUGAGCCUCAUUACGCCCCGAUUUGUGGCUGGAAGAUUAGGUCUGCGAGAUCCGCAGUGUUUCGAUGAGCAGGCCGCCAUUGUUUUGGAAAAUCUGAAAUAUCACAACUACACUACGCAAGACCGCAUUACCGGGCUAGAUAAGGUGCACAUGGACUUCGCUAUCGGUCAUCUAGCCAAACUGCACGCUAUUACAAUCUGCAUAAAGUUGAAAAAGCCCGAGUUCUUCCAGAAAACUGUACUACCCAUUUUAGACUGUUCUUUGAAUGAGAGUACAAAGAACGGCGUGAUAGAUAUGGUGACGAAAGCACUCGAAGAUUAUAAGAGUAUACAAGAAGCGGAAUCCUAUCUGGAUACGAUCGAGAAGACAAUCGAAUAUGGAUUCCGCAAUACUAUAACGCCGGAAGAACCUUGGACGACGAUGAUACACAACGACUUCUGGGUGAACAACAUGCUGUUCAAAUAUGAUGAGUCAGGUAAACUAAUCAAUAUGAAAAUAGUGGAUUUCCAGUUAAUGGUAUAUGACUACGGCGUGAACGAUCUUAUAUUCUUCCUUAUGUCGAGUGCCCAGAAAGACGUAAUCGAUAAUUACCUUGACGAUAUGGUCGAUUUAUAUUACGACUCCUUCGUCGACUGUCUAAAAUCAUUCAAUGUGGACACGGGACUAUUUCCUAAAAGUAAGUUUAUGGAGCAACUAAAUCAGUGCGCGCCCGUCAAAUUCAACCAGUGCAUCAUGAUGGUGCAGGUGAUACAGGCGGCACGUGGUUCAGUUACAGAAACGUCCACGAUAGAUGGGGAUAAGGACAUUUUCGCGGGUGGUGUCAAUGACGAGAAUUAUAAGCAGAAACUGCUGCACAUAUUGUUCACGUUCGAUCGAAAAGGGUGGCUUUUGAAUUGAUGACACCGAAAGAUCAUUUAUUAUUAAAUUAGUUCUGCUAUAAAGAUUGCCUGAUACACAAAUAUCAUAAACGUUAAAUAAUACCAAAAAAUUAGCAGGCAGCUCUGUAUAGGCGCUCAUCUUUGCAAGAUUAGACACGUAGAGAAUUUUUUUUGAAGAUAUAAACAUUCAUUAACCGUAAAAACCAGAAUAGUCUUUCCUGAUUAGAAUAUAGUUAUAGUGUAGAAAAAAAUGUUAAAAAAGCAUGAGAAAUUUAGAGAGCAAAGAAUAAAACGCACAAUUAAUUUUUCCAAGAAGUACUGAAUUUUUCCAAUAGCUUUGAGACGCGUGUAAAAAAAAUCUCCAUACUGAAUAUCUUUCAUACAUAUCAUGCAUUGCUUUAACGCUAAAUCGAGAAAAGUUUCAGUUCGUGUAAAAAGCUGAAAGGAAACCAGAUGAAAAAUUCACUGACGAUAAAUAAUAUCUGUGCAUGGUGACUAAAAAUAUUCGUCUAAAUAUUCAGUUGCGUUGAAACUCGGUUGAGAUAACUAAGAAUAAUUAGUUGAGUAGAAAUCUCCUACGGGAAUCUUUCCCAGUUAAUUUUUCGUUUAAUUCCCAGGUAAUAGAAAAUUCAACUAUACUAACUUAUUUUUUCGUACAUAAUAGUUACACAAUAGUUACUAUUCAAGAUAAAAUUUUUUUCCAUACUAACAUUAGAAAUAACGAGCAACUCAAGCUCCAACAUUAGAAAUAUACAUAUCAGUAUGGGACAUUUUUUUUACUUUUAUGAUAUUUUCUUUGUCCAAUAAAUAUGUAUACUAUCAGGUUACAAAAUAUACCGAGUCGAAUUAUUCGUUUAUUGCUUUGCUAUUGUUUAUUCAUAUAUAAAUAAUGGCUUCAAUAUGAAUAUAUUCCAGUCUACAAUAAAAAUCUUGUAAAUUAUAUUAUUAAUAUGCUAUAUUACUCAACAAAAAUUGUAUGUAUAUGCAUGACAAUAUCUCAAGACAAUAUUAGAUAAGAAUUGAAUAAGAAGUUAACAAAUAAGUAAACGAAUAAGAUUGCUAAGUCAAUAGUUCCUAAGAUCAGAUUUAUGUAGCGAUAGAAAUAUAUUGAUACAUAAAGAAUGCAAUUCUUUCUUUACAUAGCACUUUAAAUGUGGCCAACGAUUAUCACAUUUUUAAGGUACUUUGUUGUAAAUAAACAAUUUUUCUUGUACAUAAUAAAUAUUUAAGUACGUGAUAUAUAGAUUUAGCAACAAAAAAGUUACACUACUUUUCAAUUUGAUAAGUUUUAGUGACGAGUAAAAAUCAUUUGACCAUUCUAGUAAUUUUUGUCCAUUCUGAAGCACAUCGAUAAAAAAUAUACUGCAAUAUACUUUUUGUUACCAACUAUAUACAACUGUAAUACAGCCUCUAUUUAAUUCUCUAAAGCGAGUAUAUAUCGUCAACUUUUAUACUUUAAAGUAUUUGCAUUGAGCAUUCUCCUCUUUAAAUCAAUAGUAAAGAUAAUUUUAUGUGUUUAUCUGAAAAACUAAUUACAUAGAUGCUCAUAUGAUAUGUUCGUCUGCAGAAUCAAGUAUACAAAUGCUCAUGUAAAUGUUAAUUGCUCAUUUGUGCUCAUGUAAAUUUAUAAAGGAGCCCUUUAUAAUUUACUAAACUUAUGAAUAAAUGCUUGUUAGUAGUA
Molecule: messenger RNA, 3350 nt
Organism: Odontomachus brunneus
Lineage: Eukaryota; Metazoa; Arthropoda; Insecta; Hymenoptera; Formicidae
Exons: 3
Coding region: 447-1688 (413 amino acids)
Source: RefSeq, a predicted model, not a curated record